This is a messenger RNA of Penicillium brevicompactum, 513 nucleotides long. The coding region runs from base 1 to 513 and encodes 170 amino acids. Gene Ontology annotation, cellular component: nucleolus; preribosome, large subunit precursor. Lineage: Eukaryota; Fungi; Ascomycota; Eurotiomycetes; Eurotiales; Aspergillaceae. Gene Ontology annotation, molecular function: mRNA binding. The record is from RefSeq and is a predicted model, not a curated record. The transcript is spliced from 3 exons. Gene Ontology annotation, biological process: intracellular mRNA localization; ribosomal large subunit biogenesis.
AUGGCACCAAACAAAGGCUCCGCUAAGGGCCCUUCCCAAAUCCAGCAAAAAGAUGGUCCCAAGCGUCCUCCGCCUAAGGAACAAAAGUCCAAGCCCCGGACUGCCCAAGAAAACCUGAAGAAGAAGAAGAAGAGAGUGUACACCGAGAAGGAGCUGGACCUUCCCGAGUUGAACCAAAUUACGCCUGUCGGCGUUGUCAAGCCUAAGGGCAAGAAGAAGGGCAAAACUUUCGUCGACGAUCAGGAGGGCAUGAUGACGAUUCUCGCAAUGGUGAAUGCCGAGAAGGAGGGCCAAAUUGAGUCUAAGAUGAUGAAGGCCCGACAAUUAGAAGAGAUCCGCGAGGCCAAGAAGGCCGAGGCCGAGGCCCGCAUGAAGGAGAGGAAGAACAAGCUCGAGAAUGUCAAGGACUCUCUGCGCACAAAGAAGAAGGGCAAGGCUGGCGACAAGCCCGAGGCCACGAUUAAGGAUAAGGUCUUUAAGCCGAAGACCAAGAAGACCGUUGCAUUUGCUUGA